GUUUCUUCUUCUUUAACUCUCUCCAUCUCUCUCUAUAUAUAUUUAUAUCCAUACUGAACUUAGUCACAUACAUAACAAUUUCUUAUGCUGCUUCUUGUAGUUAUAUAUACGUCUAGUCUCAUAAAGAGAGAUAUGUCUAUAUGUAUGUUUUCUUUAUUUGGAUUUGUUUUUAAAUAUGAGUAUUUGCAUGGGAGAUUAUCCGUUUCAGAACUUUCGAAAGGAGUUAAAGAAACUUUUGUUCUCUACAAGUUCACCUUUUUAUGUGAUUAAUUAUAGAUUUUGAUUACUAAUGGAUAAAAAGGGUUUUCAAGAAAUGAUAAACGUAAAACCAAUGGAUCAAAUGAUUUCAAACACCAACAACAGCACAUCGCAACAACAGCAACCAACAUUCAUCGCCACCACAUCAAGGCCAAACGCCACCGUAGCGAACGGCGGCUCCGGCGGAAACAACAACAAUACGGCUACUACGAUGGAAACUAGAAAGGCCAGACCACAAGAGAAAGUAAACUGUCCAAGAUGUAACUCAACGAAUACGAAGUUCUGUUAUUACAACAACUACAGUCUCACGCAACCAAGAUACUUCUGCAAAGGUUGUCGAAGGUAUUGGACCGAAGGUGGCUCUCUACGCAACGUCCCUGUUGGAGGCAGCUCAAGAAAGAACAAGAGAUCCUCAACACCUUUAGCUUCACAUUCCAACCCCAAGCUUCCAGAUCUAAACCCACCGAUUCUUUUCUCAAGCCAAAUCCCUAACAAGUCGUCAAAAGAUCUUAACUUGUUGUCUUUCCCGGUCAUGCAAGAUCAUCAUCAUGGUAUGUCUCAGUUUCUUCAUAUGCCAAAGAUCGAGAACAACAAUACAUCAUCUUCAAUCUAUGCUUCAUCAUCUCCUGUCUCAGCUCUAGAGCUUCUAAGAUCUAAUGGAGUCUCUUCGAGAGGAAUGAACACGUUCUUGCCUGGUCAAAUGAUGGAUUCAAACUCAGUCAUUUACUCAUCUUUAGGGUUUCCAACAAUGGUUGAUUACAAACAGAGUAACAAUAACCUUUCGUUCUCCAUUGAUCAUCAUCAAGGGAUUGGAAACAACACCAUCAACAGUAACCAAAGAGCUGAAGAUAAUAAUCAUGCUGAUGACAUGAAUGGAGCAAGUAGGGUUUUGUUCCCUUUUUCAGACAUGAAAGAGCUUUCGAGCACAACUCAAGACAAGAGCCAUGGUAAUAAUACAUACUGGAGUGGGAUGUUCACUAAUACAGGAGGAUCUUCGUGGUGAAAAAGGUUAAAAAGAGAUCAUGAAAUUAUUGUUAUCUCUUCUCUUUUUCACCUUUUUAACUCCUUAUUUAUUAUAUUUUUACUUUGAUGAUCUUUUGUUCUUUCUCACAUGGGGUACUUUAGUUAAAGUUGUCAGGACUUAGUCUACAGAUAGUCCUUUCUAUUCCUUCUUUCGGGUGUUGUUCUUUUUAAAUAGUAUUAGUGUGUGAUGAUAA
Brassica oleracea var. oleracea is the source of this 1475-nucleotide messenger RNA. Its product is annotated as dof zinc finger protein DOF3.7. Gene Ontology annotation, biological process: regulation of DNA-templated transcription. The record is from RefSeq and is a predicted model, not a curated record. Lineage: Eukaryota; Viridiplantae; Streptophyta; Magnoliopsida; Brassicales; Brassicaceae. The coding region runs from base 290 to 1261 and encodes 323 amino acids. The transcript has 2 exons. Gene Ontology annotation, molecular function: DNA-binding transcription factor activity; DNA binding.